CUCCGGCAGCCUUUGCACACGCGCCCUUGCAGCCUCUGCGGGGAGCUGGCCCCCGGGGCCGCAGCCACGCUGUGAAGAGUUGCUCCCCUGGGUCAGUGCCAGUGGAAGAUCACACUGGAAACCUCUUGCAGUGCCAGCAGUGCUUUCCAACCUGGGGGCUCACGGGCUCCUGGGAAGGGACAUCCUGGCAGUCAAAUGUGCUGAAGUGUGUCCCCUUAACGCUUCAGUGCCUCAUCACUGGGGAGCCUGGGACUCCCAUCCCACCUGCCUCCACCUUGUGUGAUUGCCAGCUGCAUCCUGCCAGCUUGCUGGUCCUGUCCGAUGCCAAGGGCUUGUUGUUUCACUGAUGGAGUAGAGGCUCGUGGUGGCAGUGUUCUGCCAUGCUUAUUGCGUGGAGCGUGCUGCCUCUGGUGGGCUGGGAGUGGUUCAUGGCCUCAGCACUGGGGAGAAGAUGCACGUGGCAUCCAUUGGUGCAGCCAGCCUGGCUGCCACUGCCAAGUCUGCCAGCAUCGUCCCUGCUGGAGAGGGAACAGCGAUGGGAAACACCGCUUGCCAACAUCCCCUGAAACAGUGACUCUACGUUCCCAUGGUGGCUUGGCCCCAAGGGGCCACUGGCGGAGGUGGCCAGUGGUGAUGUGUUCUCGUUGGAGCUGGGCCACUGGCCAGCCAGAACUUGGCCUUGCAGUGGGUGAGGCUCUCUAGGCCCUGCUGGGACCCUGACUCCUUCCCACCCCAGACCAAAGCUCUUGUCCCCAGGCCUGCGGCCCUUCCCUGGAGGGGGAUGCACAUCCCUGGCAAGAGAGGCUGGUGGCUGGGGAGCAGAUCCCAAGCCCUGCACUGGGAAGCCUGCUUCGGGCAUCAUUGCUCAGGUGAUGCUUCUUGAAUAGCUGGGUUUGGGGGGGUGGCUCAAAGCCCCUGCAGAGGAGCCAGGCGACAACCAGGGCCUUGCAUCUCCUGUCGCAAUUGGUCCCAGGCUUCAAGCAGGCUGGGUGGCUUCCCAGAGCAUCCUGAAACUCCCACGGCUGUGAAACAGGUGCUGAAAUGCUGCUUUGCUGCCUAUGCCGGUUGUCAGUCCUAAUAAAUUGGUUUUGGAGCAGAAGGGUUCCUUCCACCUCAGCUGCCCUGCAAGGGGGCAUGGCAGGACUGAACCCUCCCAGCACCGCAGCACGCUGCCACAGCUCAUUGCACUGGGCAGCUCUGGGCUGAUGUUUGUUGAUGCUGGUCUGACCUGUUGCUGGUUGGGGAGGACACUUGUCCAGCAGUGAUUUGCCGUGAUGUUUUACGUGCAGUUUGCAAAGCCAAAUGUCAGCACAGGCGCCUGCAGGAGCUCCCAUCUGGGAAGGAGGCAGGGAGAGGGGCUCAGCCUGUUUCCACAGGCACUGGAGGACACACAAGAGAAGGAAACUGUCACCCCUGAGAGAGCAGAAGAGGCGAAACUGAAGGCCAAAUACCCCAACCUAGGCCAGAAGCCCGGAGGCUCUGACUUCCUCAUGAAGAGACUGCAGAAAGGGCAAAAAUACUUUGAUUCUGGUGACUACAACAUGGCCAAGGCAAAGAUGAAGAACAAGCAGUUGCCAAGUGCGGGGCCAGACAAGAACCUGGUGACAGGAGACCACAUCCCCACGCCGCAGGACCUCCCGCAGAGAAAAUCCUCGCUUGUAACCAGCAAGCUGGCAGGGUAGCCUGCGCUCACAGGCUGGGUUUUUUUCCUAUUUUGUUUUUUUCUUUUGGCUAAAUGGAUUGAACUUCACUGUACCAUAGGGA
This is a messenger RNA of Egretta garzetta (little egret), 1764 nucleotides long. It is a transcript of the gene ENSA, whose product is annotated as endosulfine alpha. Gene Ontology annotation, cellular component: cytoplasm. Bases 1275 to 1682 code for a protein of 135 amino acids. Gene Ontology annotation, molecular function: protein phosphatase inhibitor activity. The record is from RefSeq and is a predicted model, not a curated record. NCBI's taxonomy places the organism in Eukaryota, Metazoa, Chordata, Aves, Pelecaniformes, Ardeidae. The transcript has 3 exons.